Molecule: messenger RNA, 1646 nt
Organism: Syzygium oleosum
Lineage: Eukaryota; Viridiplantae; Streptophyta; Magnoliopsida; Myrtales; Myrtaceae
Exons: 2
Coding region: 270-1262 (330 amino acids)
Biological process (GO): iron import into the mitochondrion
Cellular component (GO): mitochondrial membrane
Molecular function (GO): ferrous iron transmembrane transporter activity
Source: RefSeq, a predicted model, not a curated record
GGAACCCUAAUUGCGCAAUCCGACCCCCUCCCCCCCAAAAAUCAAAAUCCUCCCGACAGCAUCCUCGGAUCUUGUCCGCCGCCGUGCGGCCGGCCCGACGGCCCUCCCCCGCCGCCGGCGAUCUCUUCCCCCGCUCUCCACCGAUAGCUCGCUUUCACGGUGGCUUAGAAAUCGUUGUCAUCGUUGUCGUCGUCGUAGUCACGGUGUGGAAAGCAGUCGUUGAGCCUCAAUACAUCCCCCCCGCCCCAUAGCUGUAAUUCGAGAUUCGCAUGGCGGCCACGGACGCCACCCCCAAGUUCCAGAACCGGGACUUCCGCCCGGUGCCGCCGCCCCCCGACUUCCGCCCGGAGGUCGCCGUCGCCGCCCACGACGGCCUCCGCUUCUGGCAGUUCAUGAUCGCUGGGUCGGUCGCGGGGUCGGUCGAGCACAUGGCCAUGUUCCCCGUGGACACGCUCAAGACCCACAUGCAGGCGAUGGGCUCCUGCCCCAUCAAGUCGGUGGGCCUCCGGCAGGCCCUCCUGUCGAUACUGAAGUCGGACGGUCCGAUGGGUCUGUACCGGGGCAUCGGCGCCAUGGGGCUCGGCGCCGGGCCAGCCCACGCCGUGUACUUCUCGGUCUACGAGGCUUGCAAGAAGUUCUUCUCCGGCGGGAAUCCGAACAAUUCGGCCGCCCACGCCGCGUCCGGGGUGUGCGCCACGGUCGCCAGCGACGCCGUGUUUACGCCGAUGGAUAUGGUCAAGCAGAGACUGCAGUUGAACAACAGUCCUUACAAAGGGGUUUUUGAUUGCGUGAGGAGCGUCAUGAAGGAAGAGGGACUUAGGGCUUUUUAUGCAUCGUAUAGGACUACUGUCGUCAUGAAUGCUCCGUUUACUGCCGUGCAUUUUGCGACAUAUGAGGCUGCAAAGAGGGGUUUAGUGGAGGUUUCGCCGGAAAGUGUGAAUGAUGAAGGUUGGGUUGUUCACGCCACCGCAGGAGCUGGUGCUGGGGCACUGGCAGCUGCUGUUACAACCCCUCUUGAUGUCGUGAAGACUCAGCUGCAGUGUCAGGGUGUCUGUGGAUGCGAUAGAUUUAAGACUGGUUCAAUGAGGGAUGUCUUUCGAACGAUAAUAGAAAAGGAUGGAUACAGAGGGCUCAUGAGAGGAUGGAUGCCUAGGAUGCUAUUCCAUGCUCCUGCUGCUGCAAUCUGCUGGUCUACUUAUGAAGCCUCGAAGUCAUUUUUCGAGGAACUUAACAGUAAUAGCACUAAUCGUGUUGUCACCUGAAAACCCAUUGCCACAGUUUUGUUCUUUGUUACCCUGCCGGGGCACCAAUACUCUGCACACUAUUGAAGCGAAAUAUGAUGUGGAGAUCUUUCUCUUGCGGAGUCUGCUUGACUUGAGGCAUUGGAGAAGGAGAGGAGUAAUCAUACUCGGAACAUGCCUGCAGUUGCUCCCGACAACAAAAUGAGUUGAUUAGGUUGAAUUAAUGUAUUCAUAUCACACUUCUGGCGAUUUAAAUAAUAUUAUCAAUCAUAGCUGAGUGGAUUCAUUUGAUUUCUGGCAGAAUUGUUUCUGUAAAACUUAGUAUCGAAUUUUGCUGUGUAGGCAACUACACAAAAGCUCCAAUCUCUUUUGGAAUACACGAGGAAUAGCUGCUUUCUUUUAGAA